AUGGCAGAUCCCAGGUCCGUUGUCCCCUACCAUGAUCCAUAUGAUGCCUCUUUCAUCGAUGACAUUUUGUAUUACAUGAACAAUUCAACUCCUACUGUUGACGAUUUAUCACUUCUUGAGGAUCCUUCUUUGCUUCCAUCCUCAAGUAAUCCUGGUAACAUCCAAGAUGCUGAUGAUCCUUUUGGUGAUCCAAUUUUGUGGGGUAUUACAAAUAAUAUCAAUGGAGGGAGUUCUCAGGCGGGUCCUUCAGAAUAUCGCGCCGAAACGAGUAAUCAAGGAUGUCCUGAGAAUGUCAAUGGUGGAAAUAUGAGGACAAUACCAAUGUGGCCGGUGCCAGCCGUGCCAUAUUUAUGUAGUUGUUGCCUGGUGCUUAGAGAAAUUAUUCAUACUAAUGGGUAUGAAACUACAAAACUUGAGAUUCAUGGAAGACUUGGAAUGAUCUGUCAUGCUAUUCUUGCGAUUCAUCAAAGUUUGGCAGUUUAUCGGUAUCAAAUGAUUGAUUUCUGCAAGAAAAGCAUGGAGGAUGUGAAGAAUUAUCUUGUUCAAUAUUGUGACGAGAGGAAACAAGCAGGAUUUAUCAUGUCGCGGGAUCCCCUCUCCGUCUUCUAUGAAGCCUUAUGUGUUGGGUUGGACAUGGAUGAAAAUUUAACAACAGAUGACUUCCCUCAACCACCACCCAACAACUCAGUUGCAAAUGAAAUGGAUCAGCCGGAGGCGGAGAAUGACGCUGAAAAGCCUCCAAGGACCUCUCUUGCAUUACAGAGGGAGAGGACAGGAAAAUUGACAUUGGAAGACUUAAGAAAUUAUUUUCAUCUUCCAAUCGAGGGAGCAGCCAGGAGGUUGAGAUUAUGUCCCACUGUGGUGAAGAAGAUAUGCCGUAGAUAUGGUUUACACAGGUGGCCUUAUAGAAAGAUCAAGAGCCUAGAGAGGCAGAUACAAACUGCAACUCCGAGAUUGAAUUCAAAUGAUCCAGAAGACAGGGCAAAUGCUAAAGCAGAAAUCGAAAGGCUUCGACGUGAAAUUGAUACUGCAUCUGCUGGAAACUAG
Messenger RNA from Pistacia vera, 1047 nucleotides. RefSeq lists its product as uncharacterized. The record is from RefSeq and is a predicted model, not a curated record. Gene Ontology annotation, molecular function: DNA-binding transcription factor activity. Bases 1 to 1047 code for a protein of 348 amino acids. NCBI's taxonomy places the organism in Eukaryota, Viridiplantae, Streptophyta, Magnoliopsida, Sapindales, Anacardiaceae. The transcript is spliced from 6 exons.